Messenger RNA from Leptidea sinapis, 1686 nucleotides. Its product is annotated as cytochrome P450 3A19-like. Bases 23 to 1543 code for a protein of 506 amino acids. The transcript has 2 exons. The record is from RefSeq and is a predicted model, not a curated record. Gene Ontology annotation, molecular function: iron ion binding; oxidoreductase activity, acting on paired donors, with incorporation or reduction of molecular oxygen; heme binding. Lineage: Eukaryota; Metazoa; Arthropoda; Insecta; Lepidoptera; Pieridae.
GGUUAGAAUAUAGACUGCAAUCAUGUUAGCUCUUAUUAUCACUGUAAUAAUUUUGAGUCUAAUUUAUUACUUAACAAUAAGUAAAUUUAAUUAUUGGAAACAAAAGCAAGUGCUAUAUCCAAAACCAAUACCUUUAUUUGGAAAUUUUAAGGAUUACUUAUUACUGAGGAAAUGCAUUUUUGAAGUGGCCGAUGAUAUUUAUCAGAAGUACCCCAACGAGCCUUACGUGGGAGUCUUUUACGGCACUGAACCUACACUUAUUGUAAAGGACCCGGAUUACAUCAAGCUGAUACUUACAAAAGACUUUUAUUAUUUCAACAGCAGAGAAAAUUCGGGAUAUCACGAUAAGGAAGUAGCCUUAAGAAAUUUAUUUUUCACAAGUGGCGAUGAAUGGAAGAUUGUACGUCAAAAUUUGACACCCGUUUUCUCAUCAUCAAAAAUGAAGAAGAUGUUUCACUUAAUUGGCAUAUGCAAUGGUGAGUUUGAAAAAACUCUAGAUAAAAUAGCAAAUAGCACUGAUACCGAUUUGAGAACUUUAAUAGCUGGUUAUACAAUUGAUUGCAUCAGCUCUUGUAUGUUUGGAGUAAACUCUGAAGCAAUGAACAAUGAAGUAAAUAUCUUUCGAAAAAUGGGUGAAGCAAUAUUUGAUAGCUCAACUUUAAGGGCGUACAAAAAUAUAACUAGAACUAUCUGGCCUGCAAUAUUCUAUAAUCUAGGCCAACGACUUGUCGUUGUGGAAGUUAUGGAUUUUUUCCAAAGUUUGAUUGAAAGUGUAUUUAAAGAAAGGGAGUACAAGGAAUCAAAUAGACACGACUUAAUAGAUUUCAUGAUUAAUUUGAAGCAAAAGAAAUACAUACACGGUGAAAGCAUUUCCAAAAUGUAUGAGCAACCAAAGACUAUAUCACAUAAAGUUGAUGAUGAUUUAAUUACAGCGCAAUGCGCUUCUUUUUUUGGAGCUGGACAUGAAACCUCAUCAACGAUUCUGGCCCUGACACUUUUUGAAUUAGCAAAAAAUCCAGAGGUUCAAGAUAAAGCUAUUGCUGAAGUGGAUGCAUAUUUCAACAAGAAUGGCAAUCUUUUUUACGAGUCUGUUCAUGAGACUCCAUAUCUUAAUGCCUGUUUUAAUGAAGCCAUGCGUUUAUAUCCUGUUCUGGGUGUAGUAACAAGGGAGGUAAUGGAUGACUAUACUUUACCAUCAGGCGUAAGUUUACACAAAGGGAUCCGAAUACAUAUUCCAGUAUAUAGCAUCCAUCGUGAUCCAAACUAUUUUCCUAAACCAUUGUGCUAUCAACCAGAGAGAUUUUUAGGUGAAGAAAAGCAAAACAUACUGCCGUAUACAUUUAUGCCUUUUGGAGAUGGACCGAGGAUUUGCAUCGGUAUGAGAUUUGCGAUGAUGAUGAUGACGUCUGCUUUGAUGACACUUCUGAGGAAAUAUAGCGUGGAACUCGCCGAGGGCAUGCCACGAGAGUUAAUUUAUGAACCAGGCGGAUUUACUACGCAGAUUGGAUUAAAGAUUCGGGUGAAACUUAUUCCGCGUCAGUGAACCGGAAAAAAAAUCUGGCUUACAACUGCAGUUGCAAGUAUUUUAUUAAAUAUAAAAUCACAACAAAAUACAUCGGUCCAUGAGAUAUCUAAACACAAAAUGUAAUAUGUAUACACAAAUUAUAUAAUGCACUCAUUUACAAA